AGUGAACUUUAAUUGCACGUAAAACACGCUUUCUUGUCUUUUUUCAGUCAGUGUUACUGUCACUUUUGCCAAAAUAAGUUCUUUUUGUGUUUUUAUGAAACUUGCAAGUCAAUCUCACUAGUUAUGGAAUUUCUUUUUUUGCUUCUUUGUGAAUUCUGAUUUUUGAAGAAUCUUGAAACCCCUUUUUCUUUUUUCUUUUUUAUGAUGGAGGGUUAUGAAUUUGUGAAGGAUUUGGGUUGUGGUAAUUUUGGUGUAGCUAAGCUUGUAAGAGAUAAUAAGACCAAAGAGCUCUUUGCUGUCAAGUUCUUUGAAAGAGGCCAAAAGAUUGAUGAACAUGUACAAAGGGAGAUUAUGAAUCAUAGAUCAUUAAGUCAUCCAAAUAUAAUCAGAUUCAAAGAGGUCUUGCUGACGCCUACUCAUCUAGCAAUAGUAAUGGAGUAUGCUGCAGGAGGAGAACUCUUUCAGAGGAUUUGCAAUGCUGGAAGGUUCAAUGAAGAUGAGGCCAGAUUCUUCUUUCAGCAAUUGAUAUCAGGGGUUAGCUACUGCCAUUUCAUGCAAAUCUGUCAUAGAGAUCUCAAAUUGGAAAAUACAUUACUGGAUGGAAGUACUGCACCGCGUGUAAAAAUAUGUGAUUUUGGUUACUCCAAGUCAUCUCUCUUUCAUUCUCAACCAAAGUCCACUGUAGGGACACCGGCUUAUGUUGCACCCGAGAUCUUAUCAAAGAAAGAAUAUGACGGGAAGGUUGCAGAUGUUUGGUCUUGUGGAGUCACUUUAUAUGUAAUGCUGGUCGGAGCUUAUCCAUUUGAAGAUCCCACUGAUCCGAAGAACUUCCUAAAGACCAUAUCCAGAAUAUUUAGCGUCCAGUACUCAGUUCCGCAAAAUGUACAAAUUUCCAUGGAGUGCCAGCAUCUCUUAUCCAGGAUUUUUGUGGCAGACCCUGAAAAGAGAAUAACUAUACCAGAAAUUAAGAAACAUCCUUGGUUUUUGAAGAACUUGCCUGUCGAAUUCAUGGAAGAAGGACGUCACGAGUGCAUCGAUGUAAAUAACCCGAGACAGAGCAUGGAAGAAGUAUUGGCAGUAAUACAGGAGGCAAGAAUUGCUUCACAGGUUCGUAAGGUUCUAGGAAAUUCAUCUGAAGGAAGUAUGGAACUUGAUGAAUUAGAUGAUGCUGAGGAUACUGAAACAAGUGAUGAUUUUGUUGGUCAUAUGUGAUGUGUGGACAAUGUUGUAACUUUACCAAAAGAUAUUUGAGUCUAUAAUGAUGUAAAUACACUUCAAAGCUGUCAAUUCCUCAACAAGUAACUGGACUUUUUCUA
Lycium ferocissimum is the source of this 1316-nucleotide messenger RNA. Its product is annotated as serine/threonine-protein kinase SAPK2-like. The transcript has 9 exons. Lineage: Eukaryota; Viridiplantae; Streptophyta; Magnoliopsida; Solanales; Solanaceae. The record is from RefSeq and is a predicted model, not a curated record. Gene Ontology annotation, molecular function: protein serine/threonine kinase activity; ATP binding. Gene Ontology annotation, biological process: intracellular signal transduction; protein phosphorylation. Bases 202 to 1212 code for a protein of 336 amino acids.